This is a messenger RNA of Lachnellula hyalina, 816 nucleotides long. It is a transcript of the gene pep12, whose product is annotated as Syntaxin. Gene Ontology annotation, biological process: vesicle fusion; intracellular protein transport; Golgi to vacuole transport. The record is from RefSeq and is a predicted model, not a curated record. Gene Ontology annotation, cellular component: membrane; SNARE complex; endomembrane system. Bases 1 to 816 code for a protein of 271 amino acids. The transcript is spliced from 2 exons. NCBI's taxonomy places the organism in Eukaryota, Fungi, Ascomycota, Leotiomycetes, Helotiales, Lachnaceae. Gene Ontology annotation, molecular function: SNAP receptor activity; SNARE binding.
AUGUCGUUUGAUCAGUUGUCGUCGCUGGAAUCCCAGCCAACUACAACCCGAAGGCAGGAUGACCCGCAAUACUCAGACGAUCCCGAAUUCCAACGCUUAUCGAAGGAGCUCAUGGCGAAGCUUUUCUCUUUGACCGGAAACAUCUCGAGACUGACGAACGAGAUUGCUUUACUGGGGACGAAACGGGAUACGGAGAGGGUACGGGAGAGAGUGCAUGAACUGUUAGAGGAAUCGAAGGAUACAUUCAAGGAUGUUGGAGAAGGCGUCAAGAAGAUACAAUCAUGGGAGGAUGUCAGCCCAUCACAAAAAUACACCCAGCAAAAGCUCGCCCGAGAAUUCCAAAACAACCUCUCGGAAUUCCAAAACGUCCAACGACAAGCCCUCGAGAAGCAACGGACAUCAGCAUCAGCAGCCCGAACAGCACUCGAUGAGCAGCAGUCACCCAGCGCAGAAGGAGGCAACCCAUUCGGCCAACAACAAUCGCAAGAGCAGUUGCGACUAGCUUCGCAGGACGAAGUGGAUUUCCAGGACUCGUUGAUCGUAGAGCGGGAGGCAGAGAUCCGAAAUAUCGAGCAGGGCGUUACCGAGUUAAACGAGCUUUUCCGCGACGUUGCGCAUAUUGUCAAUGAGCAGGGCGAGGUCCUGGAUACUAUCGCGAACAACGUCGAGAACACCAGGACAGAUACCCGAGGUGCAGAUUUAGAGCUGAGGAGCGCCGCGAGAUAUCAGAGGAACGCACGGUCGAAAGCUUGUUGUUUGUUGUUGAUCUUGGCAGUUAUUCUCACAAUCAUCAUACUGGCUGCUGUUGUGGGAUAA